Molecule: messenger RNA, 1118 nt
Organism: Opisthorchis viverrini
Lineage: Eukaryota; Metazoa; Platyhelminthes; Trematoda; Opisthorchiida; Opisthorchiidae
Exons: 6
Coding region: 1-639 (212 amino acids)
Cellular component (GO): membrane
Source: RefSeq, a predicted model, not a curated record
AUGAAUUUCUUCCUCAUAAAACACAUCCUUUUCUUCUUAAACGGGAUAUAUAUGGUUCUAUCCCUCAUUCUGAUCGGCUUGGCUGCUUAUGCUCGCCUGAGUGUCUACAUAACGAGUGUGAGCAUUGUUGGCGGGAUUAUAGCUUGUGGCGUUUUUCUAUUCUUGUUAUCUCUGCUUGGAUUCAUUGGAACAGCUCGUCAUAGUCAAGCCGCUCUAUUCUUCUACAUUGUCCUCCUUUUCAGUCUGUUUCUGAUCCAAUUUUCUGUUGCCUGUGCCUGCCUAACACUGAGCACCUCCGACCAGCGAACAAUUGUGGAGGCCGCUUGGCAAAAGAGUACCAAUGCCACAAAAAUCGAUAUGAUGCGUACAUUCCAGUGUUGCGGAUUUCGUCGUGUUGACCUUCCACAUGAUCAUCCAAUGGGAUGCCCACCAUGUCACUUCUCUGAGCUUUCUUGUUGUGAAGGCGAUCACGACCGUCAGGCGGAUUGUUGCACCGUGGAACAGAAAUUGGAGCGCGGGAUUCGUGUCACGGGGACGGUGGGCUUGUUCUUUAGCCUGGUCGAGCUUGCUGGCGUGUGGUUGGCGCUUCAGUAUCGUCAUAAGCGUGAUCCGUCGAUCGAUCCGAACUGUAUUUUCUAACUUGUUCGAGCGGCACAAGCUCCGUUAUGUUUUUCCUUUCUGGAAUAUCGAUCCCUUUACGCAUUCCCGUCGAGCCUGCAACUUUCGAUCGCCACCUGUUUUUGGGGACUGCAUUUAUCUGAGUUCUCUUCUCCAUCGUGUUGCAUUUUUUACGGCUUCUCGCAUAAUAUUCUACGAAAUUAAUAUUGAUAAACGUUCUUAAUUUACGUUCUUUUUUCGCCUAUUUUUCCCAUACUAGUAACAUCUUGUCUCCUGCAUUUCUUGUUGAAUUCCAUUUCUCUCAUCUUUCGUUAUUUUGUUGCUCUAUUAGCAACUUCGCUUUAGUAACUUCUUCAUUCAGUCAUUACAGUGCGAUACACUUUGACUUUAGGGUGCCAGUGUAACCUUGCAUUUAUACCUGAUAUCAUAAUGUCCAUACACAUGACAACCAGUGUUGAACGUUGGGUUGUAUCAUUUCAAAAUCUACAAAACGGGCCAAA